AUGGAUACGAGGAAACUAACUGUAGAGACUGAUGAUUCUUUUUCCAGUUUACUUGAAUUUGCUGCUAAUAACGAUGUUGUUGGUUUCAAGAGAUCCAUUGAGUAUGAUUCUUCCGGAAUUGAUGAGGCUGGACUGUGGUACGUUCGCAAGAAGGGUUCAAAACAGAUUGUCCAUGAGGAAAGAACCCCGUUAAUGGUCGCUGCUACUUAUGGCAGUGUAGAUGUGUUGAAUUUGUUAGUUGCUCAGUGUGAGGUUGAUUUAAAUCGAUCUUGUGGGCCAGACAAGUGUACCGCACUUCAUUGUGCUGCAUCUGGUGGCUCUAUCAAUGCAUUGGAUGUUGUUAAGCUGCUUGUAUCAGCUGGUGCUGAUCCAAACAUUGAGAACUCGGACGGCGAGCGCCCAGUUGAUGUGAUUGUAUGUCAUCCAAAGCUUCUGAGUGCUAGAGCUGCUCUUCAGGAAUUGCUUAUGAACAUCUGUUCUGGUGGAUUAGUUGACGAUUGCAAUUUACAGGUAUCCGUAUCUACUUCAAAUGCAUCUUCACCCCUUCUGUCUUCUUCACCAGAUUGUAGGUCGACAUGCUCACCACCAUCAGACUCAGUAUCAUCGCCUAUGGCAUCAAAGUUCAAUGAUGUUCCUUCUAAUUUUUCAUCAGAGAAGAAAGAAUAUCCAGUUGAUCCAUCUCUUCCUGACAUCAAGAACAGCAUCUACUCAACUGAUGAGUUUCGUAUGUUCUCAUUCAAGGUCCGUCCUUGUUCAAGGGCCUACUCUCAUGAUUGGACUGAGUGUCCUUUUGUCCAUCCUGGAGAGAAUGCUCGCAGAAGAGAUCCAAGAAAGUACCAUUACAGCUGUGUUCCUUGUCCUGAAUUUCGCAAGGGUGUUUGUAGGCGAGGUGACAUGUGCGAGUAUGCGCAUGGCGUGUUUGAGUGCUGGCUACACCCUGCUCAGUACCGAACAAGGCUAUGCAAGGAUGGCACGAGCUGUGAAAGACGAGUGUGUUUCUUUGCUCACACACCGGAGGAGCUUCGCCCCUUGUACAUCUCCACUGGGUCUACUGUUCCUUCUCCGAGGUCAGCUGCAUCAGCUGCAAGUGUCAUGGAUAUGGCCGCUGCUCUUAGCCUUUUCCCUGGCUCACCCUCAUCACACACUGUAAUUUCUCCUGCAUUUAAUCAGCCCAUGUCCCCCACAGCAAAUGGAAUGUCUCACUCAGCUGGAGCUUGGCCCCAACCAAAUGUUCCAACCCUUCAUCUGCCUGGAAGUAAUCUCCAAUCAAGUCGGCUGAGAUCUUCCCUUAGUGCCCGGGAUAUUCCACCUGAGGAUUUGGACAUGUUGCAGGAUUUUGAUGCUCAACAACUCGUUAUGAAUGACUUGGCCUCUUUUGCACAAUCACGUUCUAAUUCUGCUUCUUUGAAUCGUUCUGGACGGUCUAUGGCUUUAACUCCUUCCAAUCUUGACGAGCUCUUUUCAGCUGAGGUCUCCUUGUCUCCUAGUUACUCUGAUCAGGCAGUGUCUUCUGGGAUUCUCUCUCCAAGGCACAAAUCAGCUGUUCUUAAUCCAUUUCAGCAGCAGAGCAUGCUUUCGUCAAUGAAUGGUAAUGUUUUUUCUCCUAAAAAUGGUGAACACCCCUUAUUUCAGGGCUCCUUUGGUAUAUCAUCUCCAAGAAUGUCACCACGAAAUGUGGAGCCCAUUUCCCCAAGGAAUACUCGCUUUUCUGCCUUUGCUCAGCACGAGAUGCAGCAGCUGCAGCAUCUACGCAGCGUCAGCUCCCGGGAGCUUGGAUCCAACUUUGCCUCUAUCGUAGGGUCUCCUGUGAACACUGGCUCUAAAUGGGGAUCAUCACCUCAUGGAAAAGUUGAUUGGUCUGUCAAUAGUGAUGAUCUGGGUUGUUUACAAAGAUCAUCUACGUAUGAAGUAAAUAAUAACAAUGGAGGGGAGCCUGACCUCUCUUGGGUGCACUCUCUUGUCAAAGAAUCUCCACCUGAGAUGAUGGUGAAACAUGCUGCACCUAUUUCCGGUAACGCGCCAUCUGGUGAGGGUUUAAAAUCCAAUUCUCAAAUCGAUUCAGUUGAUCAUUCACUUUUAGGGUCUUUGCUCGAGCAGAUGCAACUUGAUCAGCUUGUAGCCUAG
Messenger RNA from Fraxinus pennsylvanica, 2124 nucleotides. The record is from the annotation of a GenBank genome assembly. Lineage: Eukaryota; Viridiplantae; Streptophyta; Magnoliopsida; Lamiales; Oleaceae.